Messenger RNA from Ipomoea nil (Japanese morning glory), 3706 nucleotides. RefSeq names its product kinesin-like protein KIN-7J. Gene Ontology annotation, molecular function: ATP binding; microtubule motor activity; microtubule binding. The transcript is spliced from 15 exons. Bases 364 to 3627 code for a protein of 1087 amino acids. Lineage: Eukaryota; Viridiplantae; Streptophyta; Magnoliopsida; Solanales; Convolvulaceae. The record is from RefSeq and is a predicted model, not a curated record. Gene Ontology annotation, biological process: microtubule-based movement.
AUUUUAUCUCUUAAUAUAAAACGGAGUUAACUUUCUGAACGGUACUUUGGUUUGCCAAAACAGAUAUCAAGUGGAUUGAAAUCAAAGAUUAUAUUGAAGUGCAUUUGCAUUUCAUGAGCUGAAAAGAACAACCCAUUCUUGGAUUCUGAAUACCAAGGUCAAGGUCAGAUUUUUUUAGAAGACUAUAAACUGGUGUUAAUAUAAAAUUUUGGCAUAUAAACCAGAUAAGGGGGCUAUUAAGUUAGGUCCUCUCUUUGGCUCAAAGAGAGAGACCUUAUGAAGAAUUGUGAUAUUUGGGUUUGAACACUUUGAUUCUCUUCAAGUGCAUUUGGUGUUGGCAUUGGAAAGGGGGCGUUUUAGGAUAUGAGCUCGGUUUGUGGGGACGAGGGGUGCCCUCCCCAAUGGAAUGACCAGGGUUCAAGUGCACAUGAAGAGAAGAUAUAUGUUUCCAUCAGGGUUAGGCCUCUGAAUGACAGAGAGAAUUCGAGGAAUGAUGUCGCGGAUUGGGAAUGCAUUGAUAGUACCACCAUUUUGUUCAAGAAUGCUCAAGGGGAACGUUCCAACCUCCCAGCAGCCUACCAAUUUGAUAGAGUAUUUGGGCAAGAAUGCUCCACGAGAGAGGUGUAUGAUGAGGCUGCCAAAAGAGUUGUUCUUUCAGUUCUAAGCGGCAUGAAUGCGAGUAUUUUUGCGUAUGGACAGACGAGUAGCGGGAAGACAUAUACCAUGUCUGCUAUUACUGCCUAUGCGAUGCAAGAUAUAUUUGAGUAUAUAGAAAAGUGUAGUGACAGAAAAUUCAUGCUGAAAUUCUCCGCUAUAGAGAUCUAUAAUGAAGUGGUGAGAGACCUCCUUAGCACAGAUAAUACUCCACUCAGACUCCUUGACGAUCCAGAGAGAGGAACUGUUGUUGAGAAACUUUCAGAAGUGAUGCCGAGGGACCAGAGCCAUCUAAGUGAACUCUUGUCUAUCUGUGAAGCUCAAAGACAAAUAGGAGAGACAACUCUGAACGGAAUGAGCUCCAGAUCUCAUCAGAUUUUGCGGUUGACGAUUGAAAGUUCUACAACCCAAUAUUCUCAUCCUCGAAACAAUAGCACUCUAUCAGCUGCAGUGAAUUUUAUUGAUCUUGCGGGGAGCGAGCGUGCUUCACAAACAUUAUCAGCUGGUACGAGACUAAAAGAAGGUUGUCACAUAAACCGUAGCUUGCUGACUCUUGGAACUGUUAUUCGUAAACUGAGCAAAGGAAGAAAUGGGCACAUCCCUUAUAGAGACUCGAAGCUAACUCGGAUACUACAACACUCGUUAGGAGGCAAUGCUAGAACCGCCAUCAUUUGUACAAUGAGCCCGGCACAUAGCCACGUUGAGCAGUCGAGAAACACUCUCUUGUUUGCUACGUGUGCUAAACAGGUGGCGACGAAAGCACAGGUGAACGUGGUGAUGUCCGAUAAAGCGUUAGUGAAACAGCUGCAGAAAGAAUUGGCGAAACUGGAAAGUGAACUGAGGGCACUAAGAUCGCGUUCUGUAGAUGAAACUUCAUCUUUAGUACUCAAGGAGAAGGAAGCUCUGAUUGAAAAGAUGGAGAAAGAAAUGAGGGAUUUGAUGAUGCAACGCGACAUGUCUCAAUCUCAGGUUCAGAAUCUGUUACGUUCAAGACCAUGGGCGGAGAUGAGUUGCUAUUCAGACACCUCGGAGUACCCAGCAUCUGAAGUUUCUUCGGCCACGCCUUUUCAGAUGGAUGCUGUAGUAGCCAGAAUGUCGAGUUUUUCUGACAGAUUUGAAGCUGUUACUGAGGGUUAUGAUGACUCGUUUCUCUCGGAUGGCACCUCCCCGAGGCACUUCAUUGACAAGUAUUUUGGACCGGACCCGUCCAAGGACUGGCACAUUGCCACUCAUAAAUCUUCUCACAGUUUUGGCCAAGAACUUCAACGUGUCGAAAUGGAAUCCACUGCAGGAAGCCUAGACUUCACCGAGGCCUCCUUUGACUAUGGAGAUUAUCAACCUGAUUUUGAAGCCAUGGGAUACUCUCCUUUUUCUGAGACUGGUAUCUCGGGCUCGAGUAAUAUAUCAAAGCUCAGAAGCUGUAAGUCUUUGCUGGCCACGGUUCAUGGAAAGCACGAAAAUGGGCAGGCAACACGAAGGCUUGGAAAACAGUUCUCGGGGAAACUGAAAGGUUUUGAUCAUAAGAAGGUUACUCGUUCUCGAGGUACAUCUGACAGUGGCAUGGUCUUGGAUUCGGGAUUCAUCCGUGCUGCCAACGAUGAAUCCUCGAAUGUUAAGGGACACAACAUUAAGGUAUCUAUGGACGCGGGAUUCAACAAUCCUGCUGCCAAUAAUGAAUCCUUCAAUGCUAAGGGACACAAUGUUAUGGUAUCCAUGAACAUAGGAUUCAAUUCUGCUGCCAAAGAUGAGUCCUCCUCGGAUGUUAAGGGACACAAUGUUAAGGUUUCCAUGGAUACCGGGUUCGUUUCUCCUGCCAAUGAUGAAUCAUUGGAUGUUAAGGGGCACAAGUUUAAGGUAUCCAUGGAUGCAGGAUUCAAUAAUUCUCCCACCAAUGAUGAAUCCUCGGAUGUUAAGGUAUCCAUGGAUGCGGGAUUCAAUUCUGCUGCCAAUGAUGAAUCCUCGGAUGUUAAGGUAUCCAUGGACGACGAUCCCACUGCUCGUGAGGAAACAACGAACGAAAACGCCAAACUUUGCCACACAAAUGAAGAUGUUAGCUCUGCCAAUGAUGGCUCGUUGGAUUUAAAGGAACACGAAUUUAAAGCAUCAAUGGACAAUGUCAUUCCAUAUGAAGAAGUAUUUGCAGCAAUGCUAGAAGGCGCCAAAGGUAUGCCCGAGAAGCAAAAUUGUAACGAAAACGAAGAUCUCAAACCCGUGCCUGAGAAGCAAAAUUGUAACGAAAACGAAGCUCUCAAACCCGUGCCUGAGAAGCAAAAUUGUAAUGAAAACGAGGAUCUCAAGGCUGUACCCAAGAACCAACUCUUGGUUGAUUUGCUCCACGAGGAUGAACCAAAAGACAAGGCAUCCUCGGCAGAAGUUGCCAAUGCUGGUGCAGUUGCAGCAAUCGAUUUGCAGCAAACGCCUUCCGAGUGGCCAGAGGAAUUCGAGAGGCAGAGAAGCAAGAUCAUCGAGCUCUGGGAUGCAUGCCAUGUGCCAUUAGUCCACAGAACAUAUUUCUUCCUUCUCUUCAAAGGAGAUCCAUCAGACGCGGUUUACAUGGAGGUGGAGUUCAGACGAUUAUGUUUCCUCAAGAACUCGUGGUCUCGGGGAGAAAGAGUGGUAAAAGACGGCCAAGUUUUAACCGAGGCUGCAAGCGUAAAAGCUCUUAAGCGCGAGAGGGACAUGUUGUGCAAGCAGAUGGUGAGGACAUUCUCUGCAAGCGAGAGGAACGACAUGUUUCAGCAAUGGGGGAUCGGGCUAAGCUCGAAGCAAAGGAGGCUGCAGCUGUGCAAUAGGCUGUGGAAGAACACGAAAGACAUGGAGCAUCUGAAGAAAAGUGCAGCGCUCGUUGCAAAACUAGUCGGGAUCAUAGAGCCAAACGCGGCAUCAAAGGAGAUGUUUGGACUCAGCUUUGCUCCCCAGCCUAUGAACUUCAGAUCCUUCAGCUGGGCACCAAGAAUGCCUUUCAUAAUCUAAGGCUAGUUUGGCACAAAACAAUAAUGGCCAUGGUUUUCCAUCACUUCUUUCUUUGCAUCCUAGCCAUUGCUGAGUAUAU